This is a messenger RNA of Heterotrigona itama, 539 nucleotides long. NCBI's taxonomy places the organism in Eukaryota, Metazoa, Arthropoda, Insecta, Hymenoptera, Apidae. The record is from the annotation of a GenBank genome assembly.
UACUAAUGCUUCUGGUUUGCUCAAAAAUCUGUUUCGUUAAAAAAAAGACAUUACGGAACAAGAAGUUUUAAUGAAAAAAUUUAAACGAUCAUUUUUAAUAGAACAAGUUAUAAAGAUUCCAAUAUCGUUCAUUUACUUGCCCACUCCUGGUGGCUUAUCCGCCUAGUUCACAUAAACGGGGCUUCCUUUUACUUUAUAGUUAUGUACCUGCAUAUUUGGCGAAGAAUGUUCUACUACUCAUUCAAAAUAGGUUAAUUCUUUUCUUAUCUAUGGCAACUGCUUUUCUUUGGUUAUGUUCUUUCAUGAGGACAGAUAUCGUUCUGAGGAGCUCUAGAGUAAUUACAAAUCAUCUCUCUGCAAUCCCCUACAUUGGACAAUACUCCUUUUACGCGUACUUUAUAGUUAAGGAUCUUGUAACUAUUAUAUUUGUGAUAGUUAUUUUCAUAAUAGUUAAUCUCCAAAAUCCGUAUAUACUAAGAGAUCCGGACAAUUUUAAAAUAGCAAAUCCAAUAGUAACUCCUUCCCAUAUUAAGCCUGAA